UAGAAGAAGAAGCUAGCCAGCUGCAGCUAUGGCUAGCUGUUAGCUUGGGUUUGUUGUUGUUGAUAGCGGACCUCAGGUGUCCCUGCAGGUUCCUGUCAGUUCUCAUGAACAUCAAAAUUUAACACUCCCUGACCUCUUCAAGACCCAGAGGAUCAUAGUUUAAAUUCGGAAUGUGCUCCGUCGUCGGUUGUGAUUCGUUUCGCAGAAAUGCGAAGCGGUUUAAGUUACCAGAUGACCCGGAGGAGAGGCUGGAGUGGGUCCAGUUUGUUCUGGAAGUCAACGGACAGCGACUGAAAGAAUCCUCCUGGACUGAUAUCACCAUCUGUAGUGAACAUUUUACUACUGACUGCUUUGUAGACCAGAGUUUACAGCUGAGGUCCGGUUCUGUCCCAUCACUGUGUGUCAAGUCAGAGCCAGAGGAAGCUCAGGAGAACCUGCAGCGUGUGGAUUCUGUGGAAAACACAGAUGCUCCUGAUGAUCUUGAAACAUCCGAUAGUAAACCUUUCUGCCCUGAAAACACAGAUAGCAUCUCCCCUGGAUCCGGCCAGAUCCAACAAAAAGUUCUGAACAAAGAUUUAAACAAGGAAAGAGCUGCACUUCUACAGAUGAAAGGAAAAUACCUUGUGAAUGAAAGCUGCCUCCUCGAGUUGUUUGUCCGCAAAUGCCCGUCAUGUGGGAGUAAACUUCAGAUGGAGAAGGUCACCUAUGGCUUACUGAUCAUUUUGAACCAGCGGUGUUUUAAGUGUGACUACAGAAACCAGUGGAAAAGUCAGAUCAAUGCGGACGUCCCUACAGCUGAAGAUAGAAACCUGGCAGGAGGCAGCGAAGUAAAAUCAGAGGAGGUGUCAACAGAUGAAGACCCCAGCAGUGCAUUUUUGUCAGAGAUUAUCACUUUUAGUGACGAUGAAAGUGAUCCCUUGGAUGACGGAGAGGAAGAUGAUGAUGAUGAGGAAAGUUCAGAUGGGGAGUGGAACCCAACGGAGGAUUUUGCACUGGAGGAGGAGCUCAUGAAGGACUCAGAGGAUGAAACCGAAGAUGAAGGUGAAGACGAAAAUUUUGACUCCGUGAGUGGCCUCAAAAUGAAUGAGCUCUGUGCAGAGUGUGGAAGUUUUUUCAAUAUUCUGAAGCCUCACACCUGUGAGCACAAAAUAAAGCCCUAUUCCUGCAAUAUUUGUGGCAAGAGGUGCGUUACUGAGAUCGCUCUAAAUUCACACAGCAGAAUCCACGAUGAAAACUAUGAGCAUCGGUGCAAAUACUGCCAUGUUACAUUCAAAACCAAGGUGGACAAAGUGACCCAUGAGCAGACCCACCUAACUGAAGGAAAACCCUAUAAAUGUCCAGACUGUUCAGAGACAUUUGCCACAAAUAAGGAGCGUAGAAUCCAUCUGGUAGAGCACAGAGGCCCCAGGCAGUUAAAAUGUCACAUCUGUGGGAUUGAAUUCAACCGUCGUACUCCUCUCCGGAGACACUUGGCGGUUCACACGGGAGCAAAGCCGUAUAAAUGCUCGGUGUGCCAACGUGGUUUCAACCAGUCAAGCCACCUGAAAUCCCACAUGCGCCUGCACACAGGGGAGAGACCUUACAAGUGUCAGCACUGUGAUAAAUGCUUCAAUCACAACGUGAGCUUGAAGAGUCACAUCCAGCGUUACCACACAUCCAGCUCUGGACGUGGACAGAAGAAAUGCAAAAAAAAUAAAACUGUAAGCGACACUGAUGAUGCUCAGGAGAGUGGAAACAAAAGAGGCACAGACUAUGGAGUUGACAUCAUAGAGGAGGAACAGGAUCAAGAAGAGGAGGUGCAAAAGAAUAGAAUACACAAACCAAAAAAGAGGAGCACUGGCAGACCCAUUGGGCGGCCUAAGAGAAACACAGCAGACAACCUUUUUCAGGGAGGAGAAAUGCAAAGUUCAUCUACUAAGAUCGUUAAAGUAAAGGCGCGGAAGAGGACACACUGCAGUGAUGAAGAUAGUGAAGAAGAGCUGAUGGAAAGUGACAUAACCUUUGACUCAACGGAGGAUGAAGAGGAGUGGAGUAAGAAAGUCACCACACAGAAAUCAAAAGGAAGAUUAAAAAACUCUGACGGUGACUCAGGGAAGCGGCGGGGAAGACCAAGAAAGAAUCAGGCAGUGGAAGACUCUUGAAAAGACACAGCUCAGUGUUGGACUGUUUUCCAUGAUGUAUAAAAUAUUAAACAUGAGGAAAUGAGCAUUAACUCUUUAAACUGGGGUCAUUUCAGAUUCAAAGACACUGUUUCACCUGAUAACUGGCAGCAUUUUAAGUGUCUGUUUUCUUUGCAUUUAAAAUAUCCUGUUUUUUUCCUUUCAUUAUGAGGCCACAUAGUACAUAUAAGAAUAAUAUAUAUAUAGUAUAAGAGGAGUUACUGGCCAUAACAGAGCCACAUGUCUUAGUGCCAUCAGUCGACUUCCCUGGCAACAGUUUGUACAGUUAUCAGAAUGGUUUGAAUUAUGUUCUUUCAACUUUGAGGCAACAGAGCUGGAAAAUGCCUGUAUAGUUUGGUGACCAGGUAGCAGAAAGAGCAAUGGAGCACUUUGAGGAAACAGAGAUUUCCCCCUGUAUGUGUUUGUAAUAUUGUAAUGCAGUUUUUUAAUGUUUUAAAUGAAAUGUCAGAUAAAUAAACAGAAUUCAAUACAAGCCUA
Molecule: messenger RNA, 2657 nt
Organism: Amphiprion ocellaris (clown anemonefish)
Lineage: Eukaryota; Metazoa; Chordata; Actinopteri; Pomacentridae
Product: zinc finger protein with KRAB and SCAN domains 7-like
Exons: 5
Coding region: 171-2141 (656 amino acids)
Biological process (GO): regulation of transcription by RNA polymerase II
Cellular component (GO): chromosome
Molecular function (GO): chromatin insulator sequence binding
Source: RefSeq, a predicted model, not a curated record